AGAGACUGUAAAAAAUAACCUUUAACCUGAAAUACGUCGUUCCAAGCGCGAUGCAUCUACCGAAAAAAUCCGUGUUCGAUUUUUGCCCCGCUCUCCCAUAGUGGUGACGUUAACGUACAAAUUCCAAAUUGAACGGAUUUUAAGCGUUCUUACAAUCGAUAAGUGUACCUGAAGGUGUGUUCUUACAACAUGAGAACACAAAACACAAUUAGCCUACAAACACACUGGAAUGCAGCUAGGACAGCUUUCGAAGCCACUCGAAGCAAAUGUGACGUAACUCGGCUGUUGCUGAUGUCUAAUCGAAAAACGCCCACAGAUCCAGAAGUCUUUCAGCAGAGCUGCUUCACUAACUUCCACGGGAACUCGGGAUGAGUCAGCGAGCUGAAGGUCCUCCGACGUCUAACGUCAUGGAAGUAUCGACUUACUCCCAAGUUGUUUUCAACGAAGUUCCUCAGUCUUAUAUUCCAAAUUCCCCAGUGAAAUGCAGCUAUAAACUGACUGCAGCCAUCGAACCACACCGUAGAGACUGGGUGGGAAUUUUUAAGGUUGGCUGGAGCACCACAAGGGAUUACUACACCUUUGUGUGGGCUGCACCAUGCUCUAACCCUGUGGGAGAGGAGCCAGUGGAACAGCAUGUGACAUUUGAUGCGUAUUACUUGCCCAAAGAGGAUGGAGAGUUCUACCAGUUCUGCUUUGUGGAUAGCAGCGGUCAGGUGAGGGGUGCCAGUAUCCCAUUUCGCUUUGAGAGCCCAGCAGAAUCCAGCCUGGAUUACAGCAUGGACAAUGACCUGCUGGUGAUCAGUACACAGGGGCAGGUAGAGAAAGAAAAAGAGGCGGUGCACAAAGAGAUGGAGAAACAGAAGGAGACCAUCAAUAUCCUGAGAGCUGAGCUCAAUGAGCGACUACUGGAGAUCAGCUGCCUCAGGGAGUCCAACGUGGAGUUGGGUCAGUCAGUGAGCCGGCUGGAGCAAGAGCAGGCCCAGAGAGAGACGGAGAGAGAGAAGGAGAGGGAGCAGUGGGCAAGCCAGCAGGAGAAUGAGAGGACUCAGCAAGAGAGGGAGAGGCAGAUCCUGGACAGCCACCAUGGGUUGAUGCAGGAGCCAAUAGCCCAGAACACUGUGGGCCUGGAGGAAUCCAUGAGGGAGAGGGAGGUGCUCCAGCAGAGUGUAUCCACCUGGCAGGAGAAGUAUCAACAAGCUAUGACCAAAAUUAACCUGCUGAAGCAAGAGCGAGCAGAGCUGAAAGAAAAAAUUGCAACACAGGAGGCUGAGGUCACACAGCUAAGUUCCCGCAUAAGAGAAAUGGAUCAGGAGAAGCAGCAGAACCUUGAGGAGCUGCAUAAACAGCAUGAUCACAUCAUACUGUUGCAGGUGGACCUCCAGAGCAGCCAGAAAGAGACGGUGAAGCUGGCAGGGGAACUGCGGGAGCUGCGUGCACAGGCAGAGGCGGCAGAAGGACUGUGCCGUGAGAAUCAGGCCCUGCAGAGGACCCUGUCCGAACAGGACGGAAAGGACAGAGAAGACCUCGAGAAACUGGAGGUGAAAGAAGAGCUACGCAAGGAGAGACAGAGCAGUGAGGAGUCACGCAGGCAGACCGGCCGAGCCCUUCAGGAGCUGAAGGAAGCAAAGGAAAAACUGGAAAAUUUGGUCAAGGAUUUCCAGGAGAAGGAUAAGCUGAGCAGCGAACAAGAGAAGCAGCUGAUGGAUUUACAAAAGAUCCUUGAUGAAGAAGUCAACAUGGCAACAAUUAUGAGAGUCGAGAAGGACAAGCUGUCCCAGGACAACCAGGAACUGAAGAGAACUAUUGAAAAACUGUGUGAAGAGGUGGCACACCUCAAGUCCUUGUCUGCUCCUUCCCCUAUUUCCUUUCAACACUCUAACCCUUACACUUCAUCACAUGUUACCCUUGGAUCCCAGAACCCAGAGGCUGACCCACUCCUCUAUGGGAACCCCUUUGAAGCUCCAGCUACUUCAAGCACGGAGGAACUGCUGAUGAUGUGCCGGUAUUGCCAAGAGAUCUUCCCGGAUAUCAGCAGGUCGGAGCUGGAGCAGCAUGAGGAAAGCCACAGGGUGUGCCCCUUCUGCACACUCAUCUGUGACUCCAUGGAUCAGCAUGGCUUUGAGGAGCAUGUCUACAGCCAUGAGUAGGGUGAUGUCCUAGAAGCACAUCACUGCAACCCAAACAACGGCAUUAAAAUAGAACCUGAGAUACAUACUCUUAAGGAAUGGAGGUUAUUCAGAGCCUUAUGUUUUAAGAGGCCCACAUUUUGUAGCUAUAAAUUGUUUUAUACCUUAAGGUUAUACAUAUUUGAUUAUUUUUAUUUUCAAAAAAGUAUGGCGAGUGAGCAGUAAAGAAGUUGACCACAUACGAAUACAAAUUAAGCAACCCCAAGACACUGGUAUAGCAAAGCCCCUCUCCUAGAACUUGAAUUCAAGCAGAUGACAUCCACAUACCUACCAAAGUGAUUUUGGCAAUCAGUUAAUGGAGGUCCAGCCUAGAUCGAUACAUAGUAAAAUAUUAUGUAAUACUAUAAGAAAAGCAUAAUCCACGAUGAGGUGUGCAGUUGUAUGAUUUUAAUACAUGACACAGUGGCAAAGAACCAUCUGAGAGAAAGUGAAGGGUGUUUGCAUCCACAGAUGUUUUAAAGCUAGUUCCCGUAUGACAUCUUACGGAACAACUGGUAUCAACACUAGAAUUGUGUGAAUUUAGAAUGGUUAUCAGACUGUUUGACUGAACUGCUUGUAAAGUAAGGGCCAUAUUUACAAAGCUUUUUGCGACUAUUUUGCAGACACGUAUAUGGUACAUUUUGCCCCAGAAACAUGCAUCUUGUUUAUCAGAGGCACACGGGGCUGGAAGCACAGUAUUUGUGUGAUCUGGGAGUGUUUGCAAGGUGUGCUUCCCUCCUUAAUGCAUAUACAUUUAAGGGAGGAUUGCCCAAAUAAAAGGCACAGAUAUUAUCAGUGUGGCUGAUUAUGUAUUCUGUUGAAUUUACUUCCCAAACUUAAGUUUGCACAAUUAAUGAGGGCCUAUUGGGUGCCUGGCACUGAAAAUAUUGGCUAAAGUCACAGAACACUCACAGCAAAGUUGUAAAAAAUUGCAAAAAUCAGAAAAAAGUAUUAACUUAUUAAAUUAACCAAUAUAUAUCAUGUGCAGCGGUCUCGGAAAUAGUAAGCUUUUUGCCUUUAACAGAACAUUGUUAGCAACCAAGAAUACAGAGUAUACAUAAAUUUCAGUACUAAAAUAAUAAAACAUAGGGUUACUGUGUUUGUUUUUAUUUCUUUAAAGUUAGAUUUAGUACGUCGCAAGGUUUUUUGAGCGUCUGUUGUCACUGACGUUACCGUAGCUACAGGAAGAGCACACAAAAAAUAAUGGAAAGCAUUAAACAGAGAAAUUCACAGUCCUGCCGAAGACUAAAAUAAUGUAAUAUCUGUGACACCUGCGACUUCUGUGACAGCCAUAGAAAUAAUUACUCUUCUAGAUGAAAUAAAACAUGACCUAGAACCUACUGCACAUUCCCAUUCUAUCCUGACAAUAGUCAUGCUCCUUUCAAAAUGACUCUAUCUUGCAUCUGGAUCAAUUCAAUCAGCAAUUGCCGCCACAGCUGGAUUAUACGCAUUUUGUUCUGCGCUGUCCAUUUUUCUGGAUAUGCUCUUAAGUGGCACCAGAAGAUUCAUCAAUUUCCCCACAUUCAAUGAACAUAUUCAGUAUUAAAUAAACUCUUACAGAGUUUAUGAGUCCACUAUGACCAGACACUGGACACUAGACAUUUUACUGUGUAUUCAAUGCACAUGAUUAAUCAAAUAUGUAUUGCCUAAAAAUAAAACAUUUAAUAAAUACAUUUUUUUUGCUUUGUUGUGAACCAUCGCUGUACUAGUCUAACUAAGUAGUAGUUUAAAAAUGGCUUAAUGGCAACCCAAUAGAAUUGACCCAUUUACUGUAGGAGUGUCCAUCAAAAUCACUUUGGCCACAUUGUUCUGAACAAGCCAAAACAUGAAUGGUGUUGAUAGCUUGAGAAACAUGGCUGCUAUAAUAAAAUUGAUAUUUAUCAUUGUUGGCCAUUUUUCCAUGUGAACAAAUAACACUUAAAAAUCUUCUUCUCAUGAAGCAUAAUUCUGAUCAAAAUGGCAUUUAGAACAAGAAUACUUUGUUCUGACACUAACCCUAACUAAAUUGCAAAGGAAAAGUUUGUUCAAAGAUGGCAAAAUGACAGCCAAUCAUAUUUCAGUAUAAAUAAAUUAUCAUACAAUACAAUGCCAAGUGAGCACCAUUGCUUGGUCUGAUUAAUUCCAGACAUGGUUUUCGACCUUGAAACAUGUUCUGAAUCGAAGGGCAUGGCGUUCUGAACAAGGCAAAACUUGCAUGGUGUCAAUACCAUGUACAAUAUAGCCACCAGUAGGGUUUUAAUAUUCAACAUUCAUUGGGGUUGUGGGGUGUUCAGGGUUGUGCUUUGAAGUAUAAAUCCAUGAUAAUUCAUGGUGUUGUUAGAUGGACAUGGUUGACUUGCAACAAGGCAAAGCUUGAAUGGUGUUUUUAUUAGGCCAUUGUUCCAUUUGAAAAAAAUAGCGCUUAAAAAUUUCCUUUCAUGAAGCAUAAAACUGGUCACAUGACAUUCUUUAAAAAAACCUUUCUGUGUGAGUUCUGCAAAAGAUACAUGACAUAACAGCAUAAUUGGUCUACUGACAACUCAGAGCAACAAAUGCUACCCAUUUUGCUUUCUCAAAAAUGAAAACAUUACAAGCUGUGUUAAGUUCUUAUAACUCCCAAAGGCUAUGUAAAUUGGUUUAAAUUUUGACGACCAAGGAGGGGUUAAUGCAAAUACAUCCUAUUAGAGUUUAUUACAGAGAAAUUGAAAGCUACUGGCCAGGAAAAUAAAUGCUCAGUUUUUGCAUCAGUGAAAAUGACAAAUAUAAUGCAUGUAUUGUGUAAUAUAGAGCUUGAGGUGUAAUUGCUUAUCCAACUGGAAGGUUCAUACUGUUUGAUGGACCAGUCAGUCUGUGACUCAAUUAUGGUUCUUCAUCACUGGGGUUCUUCUGUACAUGACAGCCAAGGACAAAAGAAUUUUGAGAAUUUUUUUAUUUGAUGAAGAUUAGUAACCUAUAGCACUUAUCAGCAAUUUUAGACAUUUAGCAUUAUUUUAUUAUUCUUCAUGUUCUUUGCUUUCUUGUUAUUUUGUCUGAUUUGAUAUAUAUGUUUUUUUUUUUUGGAUGAAACCCUUAAAGUUGAAUCCAUUAAUUUGGCUGUUAAAUAAAUUAAAAUAUAUAUUCACCCUUGAAGGUCGAAGAUGAAAUAUGGAAAUUUGUGUGUCCCAAUGCAAUUUAAUGCAAUUGUUUCGUAUUAUUUUGUCUGUUUGUUCGAUUUUAUCUCUUACUAUGUGUGUAUUGUAUGUAUUUUAUGUUUGGACCCCAGGAAGAUUAGCUGCACACUGUGUAUUGCUAAUGGGGAUCCUAAAUGAAUAAAUAAAUAAAAAAACGAACAUGUAAA
Molecule: messenger RNA, 5481 nt
Organism: Anguilla anguilla (European eel)
Lineage: Eukaryota; Metazoa; Chordata; Actinopteri; Anguilliformes; Anguillidae
Gene: calcoco2
Product: calcium binding and coiled-coil domain 2
Exons: 14
Coding region: 369-2147 (592 amino acids)
Source: RefSeq, a predicted model, not a curated record